Messenger RNA from Helianthus annuus (common sunflower), 1803 nucleotides. RefSeq lists its product as uncharacterized. Gene Ontology annotation, biological process: proteolysis. Gene Ontology annotation, molecular function: zinc ion binding; aspartic-type endopeptidase activity; nucleic acid binding. The coding region runs from base 1 to 1803 and encodes 600 amino acids. The transcript has a single exon. NCBI's taxonomy places the organism in Eukaryota, Viridiplantae, Streptophyta, Magnoliopsida, Asterales, Asteraceae. The record is from RefSeq and is a predicted model, not a curated record.
AUGGCUGAUAUGGUGAAUGUGAAUGAUGACGAUGAAGCACGCCGAAAUGAAAUAAGAACUAUGGUUGUGGAAGAAGUAAAGAAAGCAAUUGAGGCUAGUAUACCCCGACUAGCUCAAGAAGUCGAAGGACAAGUAUUGGAGGUAGUUAAUACCUCGGUAACAUCCAAGGUGGAAGAAUUGAAAGAAAUGAUUAGUGAACUGCAAGUGAAGAAAAGUAUUCGAAGAUGCACGUACAAAGAGUUCAUGGCAUGUAACCCCUUACCAUACAAAGGGGAAGUUGAUCCGAUAGCUUGUCAAAGGUGGAUCUCAAGUACCGAAGCCGUGUUUACACGAAGUAGAUGUGAAGUGGAGGACCAAGUAAUGUUUGCUACGGGCCUCCUACAACUUCAAGCAAAAGAUUGGUGGGACGCAUACUCGAAGGAAUUGGGGGAUGAUAAAGUACAGUCAUUAACAUGGCAAGAAUUCAAGGAGUCAUUUUUGAAAUAUUACAGUCCACAAUCUGCAAUCGAUAAGAUUCAGGAAGACUUCUUACGUCUCAGACAAAAGGAUGAAACGAUUGACGAGAUAACGAACAAGUUCCUUGAGAGGGUGAAGUUUUGUGAGGAGAUAGCGGGGACUGAGAGGCAAAGAAUUAUACGUUACCAUGCUAUGUUAAAGGCUGAAUAUCGGGAAUUUGUAAAUCCCUCCAAGUGUGCAACGUUAAAUGAAUUAAUCGAAUGGGCAAGAGAUAGAGAAAUUGAGAUAAAAAGACAGGUUGAACGGGGAGAGAAAAGGGUAGCAGAGAAGCCUACCAACGCAAGCCCAUCGAAAAAGGCAAGAUAUCAAGACCAAAGCAAAAAGGGGAAAACAACUAGUGAAAUUCCGACUUGCAAGACAUGUGGGAAGCAUCAUUUGGGUGAAUGUUUGUCGGGAAAGAAGGGAUGCUACAAAUGUGGACGAGAGGGACAUCCGUUUUAUAGGUGCCCCGAAAACCCAAAGGCGUGUUAUAAUUGCAAUGAAACGGGACACAUUAAGGCGGAAUGUCCGAAACUCCAACAAGGGGCAAAGAAAGAUGGAAAGAAGGAUGAGUCUCCCAAGGCUCGCGGGAGGAUGUUUCAGUUAACCUCGGAUGAAGCUAAAGCUAGCCCGGAUGUGGUUUCAGGUAUAUUCUUGGUUAAUUCUAUGCCUAUGAAUGUUUUAUUUGAUUCCGGGGCUAGUAGGUCGUUCAUUUCUAACGAAUUGUUAGCUCACCCAUCGUUUAAGCUUGAAAAGAUGUUAAUACCCUUAGAGGUGGAAGUUGCUGAUAGUAAAAGCUAUUUGUUGCACGAUAUUUGCAAAAACUGUAAGAUAAUAAUCGAAGAUGAGGAAUUUAGUAUAGAUCUUGUUCCAAUGUACAUGGGGGAAUUUAAAGUAGUUGUAGGAAUGGAUUGGCUAGCCCAAAACCAUGCUGAAAUUCAAUGUGAAAAGAAAGUCAUUCAUGUAGUAACCUCGGGGGGGGGGGGGGGGGAACGGGUAAGUAUUCAAGGGGAAAGGGUCAUCAAGUCGAAAUUGUGUUCUAUAAUCAAAGCUGUUAAACAUAUGAAGAACAGAGGAAGGGCGUAUCUAUCUUAUGUGAUUGACACCGAUCGAGGUGUUCCAAAGCUUGAAGAUGUAAAUGUAGUGAACGAAUAUCCGGACGUGUUUCCGGAAGAAUUACCGGGGCUUCCGCCCGAGCGGGAAGUAGAAUUCAAGAUAGAGCUUAACCCGGAUGCAAAGCCGGUAGCUAAAGCCCCUUAUCGGCUGGCCCCGACCGAAAUGAAAGAAUUGAUGACGCAACUUCAAUAG